AUGGACUACGACAAGUAUUCGACGGUCAGCUCCGACGGCGGCAACAAGAAAGUGGUCACCACCAAGUCGACUACUGUCAUGCCCUACGAUCCCAGUUCUGGUGUGUUGCCCCCGCCGGGCACUCAGGAAGAGUGGACCACCACUAAGCGACGUAUAAACCACAAAACCAAACAGGUGGAAACCCGUGUUCAGAGGCAAAUCAUAAUGGAGGAUGGUAAGGUCAUUGCAGAUAGUGGGCCAACAGUGACCACUAAAACGACAGAAGACCAGAAAUCAGAUGAAUCAGAGGACACAAAGCACCGUCGCCUAGGUGACUCAGAAGUGCCCGAAAAGUACCGCAAAGACAUUGGCAACCAGGUGGUUUCGGAAAAGACGGUCACCCACAAUGUGAUGCGUGAAGCUAAAGAGGAGAACUACCAGUACCACGAUGAAAGCUUACGAGAGCUCGAAGGCAAAGAUGUCCACCGAAAGGCAGUGGAGGCGCCUCACGAGCUGAUUCGCAUUGACAAUGAACUUCCGCAAGUACCUCGAGGAAAGCUGGUGCACUUUAGCAGCAAAGGCCGAAAGAUAAACGACGUUGAUGAGAUUCAGGAGAUUUCUCGCCUGGACAAAGAUGGCCUUCUGAAGACUGACACCACCCAAACUCAGCACCAUGAAGAGUACGAGGACGACGAGGUUCCUGAGGAAAGUCAGGAAGCGAAACACUUGCCAGAGUCAACGUCACGCAAACAGCUGGAGUACAAUCGUCCCGGUUACGACUACGACGACAACCGGACUUCAAGAACAAACAGCUCUAUGAGCGUGUCACGCAAUGAAAAAGUGAAAAACAAAAAAUGGCGAGACCACAAGGCUGACUCGGGCGACGACAGCGACGUUGUGGAGACUUCAGAGGUGUAUCGACUCUCCGAUAAGAUGCGUUCUUUGAAAACGUCUGCAAAGAACUCCUCAAAGAACUCCAAGGGAAAGUCGAGAAAGGACGACGCCUCUACGCAGGCAUCCCUCUCUGACAGUGACAAUGAAGCUCGCCGCCAUCGACAUGGUAAACACAUGCACGAGGUACAUGAGCGAGUUGAGUCACGGAAGUCCACCUUUGGCACACCGGCAGGCCAUGAUAAGUGUUGUGACCCGCUGGAAAAGCCGAGAAAUAAGUACUACUAUGGGGCCGAUCCAGCAGAGAACGGCGAUGCCGACAAAGGCUACAUUAGCUCCAAUGUCAAGACGUCCAAGUUUGCCAUGGAGAACAACCGCGUCGUUGAGGACAAGAGCUUCAAUGAGGACUUUGAGCGCUCCUUCAAGGGACACAAUGAACAACGCGAUGUACAGCGUGACUAUGACCGCUUUGUGCAGCGUACCAAGGAGCACACAAAGGGCAUUCGAGAUCGAUCAAUGUCGCCAAUGUUGCCGCCGCCAGUGCCACCCGAAUACAUUCACCGUCCAGUGAAGACGAAUGAGUACUCCUCGUCGUCCUUCGAUAAGCCUGCUCGAUCGCGCUCCUUCUACGACCACCAGGUGCACGAGUAUGAGAGCCACAAGCAGAGCCAGAAGGGCUCGUCGUACAAGGAGCCGGCCAUUUCUGCGUACUCCAGUCUGCCGAGCAAGGCCGACCGAGAGCCAUACCGAGCCGUCAGCCCCGGCGCCGGUCGCAGCACUUGGACAAAGAGCAGCAACCAGUACAGCAACGACUACGUCACCUCCUCCUCCUCCGCCCGCCGUCCCACCUACAGUCGCUCCAACUCACGCACCGACUUUCCCGACUUUGCCCCCCUCAACAGCCCACUGGAAAUCAAAUCACUUACCGAGAAUGCCAUGAAGACACGCCACAUUUCUACCUACAACUGA
Rhagoletis zephyria (snowberry fruit fly) is the source of this 1839-nucleotide messenger RNA. The record is from RefSeq and is a predicted model, not a curated record. Lineage: Eukaryota; Metazoa; Arthropoda; Insecta; Diptera; Tephritidae.